Messenger RNA from Sphaeroforma arctica JP610, 1068 nucleotides. RefSeq lists its product as hypothetical. Lineage: Eukaryota; Ichthyosporea; Ichthyophonida. The transcript has a single exon. The coding region runs from base 1 to 1068 and encodes 355 amino acids. The record is from RefSeq and is a predicted model, not a curated record.
AUGGUUCGUGUCAUUGAAACGAUCCCACCCACUCUUGAGUGUAAGUCAUUUGCGGACGAAGAUGGUGUUGAAACAUCAAUUUUCACUGUGGGUGAUGGUACAAUAGACAACACAUUUUUCAAAGCACAAGAUGUCUCAAAAAUGAUAUGUGUUUCGAGUGCAAGUAAAGUAGUCCAAGGCCUAGAAAGUGACGAGUACGUCAAAAUCAAAAUCAAGAACGUUGAGACGCUUUUUGUGACGACACUCGGACUUGUGAAAUUCAUUGUGUCAUCUAGACAGGCACGCAAAGGUCCAUAUUGUAGAUGGCUGCUUGAAGUAAUACUCGCCUUUGUGAUUCAGGACCACGUGCAGAUUACCGAGCAUUGUGCAAACUCCCUCGCAGCAGUACUACCCGACACAUUUUUGCUGGGAUAUCCAACCGGUAUCUACGUUCUUGAAAUCGGGACCGUUGGUAAACUGCGCGAUCAGUGCACCCAGCCGACAAAUGCAAACGAUUCGGAUAUAGUGCUCAAGUUUGGGAUGUCAAAGACCAAUAUUUUUCGUCGUCUGAAAGAACAUGACGGUUUAUUCAACAAACCAAAGCUCCAUAUUUUGUGUUGCAUGCACGUCGAACUUGCUGGUAAGGCGGAACGAGAUAUACGACAAUACCUCAAAAACAUACAGACAACUCUACCGUUUCACUACAAAAAUCAAACUGAACUGGUAUCUAUCAACCCUGAUGUGUUUGGUUCUGUGAUAGUUGAUCUGAAGGAUAUUUCACUAGACCGGGCAAAAGAAUCGGUGAAACACAAUUUAAGCCAUGAAAUUGAGCUCUUGAAACUCCGCAUAAACACGGCCGAAGAGCGCAAUGUGGAAUUCACCGACCGACUUGCCGAAACUCAACAGCAACUCGUUCAAACGCAAGCGCGUGCACAACUCGACAGGGUGCAACAGCAUACGUUGCUCGUUGAAGCGAAUGGGCGCGCCAAGGUCGCUGAAGACCAGCUGCGCGAGCUCCAAGGAAACUUCAUGAAGACGUGCGUUCCAGCACGUGUGCGGAAACGCCUCCGCGAGGAUGGAUCGACCUGA